Pungitius pungitius (ninespine stickleback) is the source of this 2109-nucleotide messenger RNA. It is a transcript of the gene lbx1b, whose product is annotated as ladybird homeobox 1b. Bases 324 to 1139 code for a protein of 271 amino acids. The record is from RefSeq and is a predicted model, not a curated record. Lineage: Eukaryota; Metazoa; Chordata; Actinopteri; Perciformes; Gasterosteidae. Gene Ontology annotation, cellular component: nucleus. Gene Ontology annotation, biological process: regulation of transcription by RNA polymerase II. The transcript is spliced from 2 exons. Gene Ontology annotation, molecular function: sequence-specific double-stranded DNA binding; DNA-binding transcription factor activity, RNA polymerase II-specific.
GAGGGCGAAAGUGCCACUGGAGAUAAUUGAUUACCUACCAAUCAAUGAUAACUUGUUAGUGAUCGUCAACCUUUUGGACCUCGUCAUUUUCAGGGAGGCAUCUCACUCCUGCGGACUCGCUGCUCCGGAGGAUCGAGACUCUGAAGACUCCCCAUUUUGGAAUAAGAUUUUCUUUUCUUCAUUCUCUCCACGGUGUCUUUCUCGUUGCUGUAUUUUUUUUACAUCCCAAACUGUUAUGUGACUUUUCCCCCCCUCAAUAGUAUCGCUCGUUUUUAACCGACGCAUAUUUCAACGAAGUCCUUCACAAACUCUGCGCACAACCAAUGAUGACAUCCAAAGAAGUGGCCAAAUGUGAUGCAGUGGAGAACAGGAGGCGAAGUCCACUGGACCACUUGCCGCCUCCUGCCAACUCCAACAAGCCCCUGACCCCCUUCAGCAUCGAGGAUAUCCUCAACAAACCGUCCGUGAAACGAAGUUACACGAUUUGUGGAACCGCUCAUCUAAUUUCGUCCUCCGAGAAGCACCGUCCGUCCAGCAUCCCUCUGUCCAGCCGGGCUCUCCUCAACCAAACCUCCCCGCUCUGCGCCUUAGAGGAGCUGGCCAGCAAGACGUUCAAGGGGCUGGAAGUCAGCGUUUUACAGGCUGCAGAAGGCCGGGACGGGAUGACUCUGUUCGGCCAGAGAAGCACCCCGAAGAAGCGUCGGAAGUCCCGGACGGCCUUCACCAACCACCAAAUCUACGAGCUAGAGAAGCGCUUCCUGUACCAGAAGUACCUGUCCCCGGCCGACCGGGACCAGAUAGCGCAGCAGCUGGGCCUGACGAACGCGCAGGUCAUCACGUGGUUUCAGAACCGGAGGGCUAAACUAAAACGGGAUCUGGAGGAGAUGAAGGCCGACGUGGAGUCGGCCAAGGCCAUCGGCCAGGUACCCUUGGAGAAGCUCGCCAAGCUGGCGGACCUGGAGAAAUGUGCGAACGGCACGCUGGGCCACCCACGAGCCGAGUCCCCCGCGCGGGGCGGCCAGCAGGAGCUCGAGCUCGUUCAGAAACUGCGGGACUCGCCGCUGUCUCCGUUCUCGGACCACACGACCAGUAAGGAGUGCUCAGAGGACGACGACGUGGAGAUUGACGUGGAUGACUGAUGGCGCAGCGUGCGGCUCGACGGUGGAGAAACGCGGAGAGACGAUGAAAAUAAAUCCUACCCGAGGACUUGUAACUUACUGCUUAUAUUGUAUACCAUAUCUCAGAACAUGUACCAAAAUGUAAUUACUUUUUUAUUGACGCAGACAGAGCUAUUCACCGUGAAGCAUGAACACACAACAAGAAAUAUGCAGUGGUAUUUUACAAUGUAUCCAUUAGAAAACUGUUACUUCUUGCAAUCGAAGCAAUAUGGUCUGUAAUGACAUGAGUAACUUGUUAUUUUUUUACACUAUAGGCCCACACACACACACACACACACACACACACACACACACACACACACACACACACACACACACACACACACACACACCUGUUCUAAUCGCUUUUGCUAAGGCCUAUUUCCUCAAACACCAGAAUGAAAGAGCUCCAGUUUGUCAUAUUUUUGCAUGUAAGUGCAUGAUUUGAUUUGUGAUCAUAUAUAUUUAUUUUAACUUCUUUUUUUUUUAUUUAAUCGUUUUGUGUUUUGUGUGAGCCAAAUCGCAAUUGAGUCACCUUUUUACUGCCGGUUCUUCCUCAUCUCCUCCUCCUCCUCCUCCUCCUCAUCUCACUGGACACCUUGACUUCUGUUCAUAUCUGACGUCCCGAUGCUGCAGUGCAUGAUGAUGAUGAUGAUGAUGAUGUUGAUGAUUAUAUUUGGGAAGGCAAACUCGGACAUUCCCUGUUAUGCGUUUAAUGGGAAUGCUCACGCGACGGCGAGAAACAAAAAAUAAUAUUGCGGUGAUUUUGACAAGCUAUAUGCUACUUUUUAGAUUUAUUGUUUGGAUACAAUAGAUUUACAGUUAUAAAUUUGUUAUGUUUUGUACACCUGUAAGUGCCUUUCUAAAAUCAGGACAUUAUUUGAAAAACCAAUGCACAGACUGUAAUGUAUAUAGGCUAUACUAUGGGAAUAAAAUGGCUUUUCUGAAUAUA